GAGUGUUAUUGCACACACGCAACCUCUUGAUGACACUCCAUUUCCUGUCGCUCUUUUUGUUCAAGGCAUCUCCCACAAUCGAUUGGACUCAGCAUGGCCGCAUCAGGUUUCUUCACCCGCCUUUUAUGCAGCCGUAUGGCCAAUUCCAGUUCUCUACUGGUUUCGGCCAAUGUGGGAGCUUGGAGCCUGGCCUCGAUUCGAAGCCUGAGUGCCGAGGCCGUUCCUCUGCCCAAGGUCUACUUUGAAGUCUCAGCCAAUGGCGAGAAUUUGGGCCGCAUUGUCAUGGAAUUGCGGUCGGAUGUGGUGCCCAAAACGGCCGAGAACUUUCGGUGUCUUUGUACGGGUGAAAAAGGAUUCGGCUUUAAGGGGUCAUCUUUCCAUCGAGUGAUUCCUCAAUUCAUGAUCCAGGGCGGUGACUUUACCAACCACAACGGAACGGGUGGAAAAUCAAUUUAUGGCCGAACUUUCCGAGACGAAAACUUUGAAUUGAAGCACACUGGAGCCGGAAUUUUGUCCAUGGCCAAUGCUGGGCCUCAUACAAAUGGAUCUCAAUUUUUCAUCUGCACUGCAAAAACCGAUUGGCUGGAUGGGAAACACACGGUCUUCGGAAAAGUGGUCGAAGGCAUGGAUGUGGUCCAGAAAGUGGAAUCUUUUGGAUCCCGAUCCGGAAAAACCAGCAAGAAAAUCACAGUGGAGAAUUGCGGCGAAGUCUAGGAAGACUAUUGUUAUUUGCUUCCAGGGUCUGGUGACUAGUUUUUAGAUGGAACACCACGCUUGUAAUGUUUUUCUUGUAUAUUUACACAUUGUUGGCAAUAAACUCGAAUAUGUCCUACAAA
Messenger RNA from Tigriopus californicus, 836 nucleotides. Its product is annotated as peptidyl-prolyl cis-trans isomerase-like. The record is from RefSeq and is a predicted model, not a curated record. Lineage: Eukaryota; Metazoa; Arthropoda; Copepoda; Harpacticoida; Harpacticidae. The transcript is spliced from 6 exons. Bases 94 to 714 code for a protein of 206 amino acids. Gene Ontology annotation, biological process: protein peptidyl-prolyl isomerization; protein folding. Gene Ontology annotation, molecular function: peptidyl-prolyl cis-trans isomerase activity.